Molecule: messenger RNA, 2774 nt
Organism: Priapulus caudatus
Lineage: Eukaryota; Metazoa; Priapulida; Priapulimorpha; Priapulimorphida; Priapulidae
Product: ATP-dependent RNA helicase DDX51-like
Exons: 3
Coding region: 80-2443 (787 amino acids)
Cellular component (GO): nucleus
Molecular function (GO): nucleic acid binding; ATP binding
Source: RefSeq, a predicted model, not a curated record
CAAGUGAUCGACGAAAAUCGAUAUCUUAGUCGGACCAAGCAAUCCAUAGACACAUCCAAUAAAUAGCCAACCAAAUGAAAUGGCCCUCUUCGCAGUGAGCAGGUUUUUAGGGGAAGAUCAGCCCAAAGAAGAAAAUAAAGAGGGCAGUAGUGAACUGCUACAGAAAAUUUUGGAGCAGGCAAAGGCUAGACACAAUCAAAGACAAAUAGAGAACAGUUCAAUUAAAAACAAAGUAAUAUGUGGUUCAGAGUCUAUAGAAGAUAAACAUGCUAAAUUAAAAGUAUCAAAACUAAAGCUAAAUGAGGAACAACACGUCAGUGCAGAAGAGCCAGUGCACAAGAAGAGAAGGAAAGAAAAAACAUUCGGUGCUAAUGAUACACCCUUCGUAGAUAACAAACAAGAUGCUGCUAAAGGCUCGCCUCAUAAAAUCUGUGAGGGUAAAACAAUUUCGGACAAGUGCGAAGAAGCAGCUGAUAGCAUUCACAUUGAGAGUAAUAUCAGUGAUGAUGCUACAAUGGUGACGAAGAAAAAGAAGGCGAAGAAAAGAAAGAAGGAACUUGCAUCAGAAGAAAUGAAUAAUAAUUCAAAAAAUACUGAAUCAGAUUGUAAGCAGACUUCAGAUGUAAAAUCAACUGUGAAUGAAAAGAAGAAAAAGAAGGGUGAAAGGGGUGAUAAAAGUAGAAAGUUUUCAGAUAACACUACAACAGUAACUAGCGAAAGCAAGGAAACACUUGAUCAUGCAUCUGACGUAUCAUCACAUACAAACAGCAUUAGUGAUGAAACUGGAACAUCAUUGUUGGAUAUUAAUUCACCAGAAAAGAUAGGUAAUGGUAAUAGUGGCUUCACAGUUAUUAGUGAUAUCAAGGCGACGGGACGGGAUGCAGUGCAGCGCGUUCUACCAGAAUGGCUUAGCCAACCAACUGUCAUCACUGUCAACUUGCAAGAUGAGAAGGAAGGGCUUGAUGCUGUACCACAGCUGGACAAGCAUCUUGUAGACAAACUGAAAGAGAAGGGCAUUCAUUACUUCUUUCCUGUGCAGAGGCAAGUUAUUCCAGUUCUCCUGGACUCGGUUCGGUAUGGUUUCGCGAUGGCCCCCGGUGGCUAUCGACCAAACGACUUGUGUAUUUCAGCUCCAACGGGGAGUGGCAAGACACUCGCGUUUGUUCUCCCGAUAAUACAGGCACUACAGCAUAGAGCAUCCUGCCAGAUACGAGCUCUAGUUGUGCUGCCAGUUAAAGACUUAGCCCAGCAGGUGUUUGAGAUAUUUCAGGCCUACUGUAAUGGAACCAAGCUGAAAGUCGCUAUAUGCAUAUCUGGGGCUGCGUCGUUUGUGAAAGAGCAGGAUCGGAUGGUCAGAUCUACGUGUGUCGGUCAUCAGAGCCUCGUUGAUAUCGUAGUGGCGACGCCAGGCCGCCUGGUGGAUCACAUCCAAAGGACUCCCGGCUUCUCCCUGCAGCAUCUGCGCUUCCUCGUCCUCGACGAAGCUGAUCGGUCGAUGGAAGAUAUGAAGCACGACUGGCUGGAUCAGGUGAACAAGGCAGCGUGCAGGAACCACGCGGACCCGAACGCUCUCAUCCCGGCGAACGUGACCGUUGGGCGGCAUCCGGUGCAGAAGCUGCUCUUCUCCGCGACGCUGUCGCAGAACCCCGAGAAACUGCAGCAGCUGGGUCUCUUCCAGCCGAAGCUGUUCACGUCCGUUCUUGCGCCGGGGACGUCGGCGGUGACGGGCGUCGUCGAGGGCGACCCGACGACGGCCGUAGCGUCCCACAGGGCCGGCGAGUUCAUCGGAAAGUUCACGACCCCGCGCGAGCUCACCGAGCAGCUGGUGGAGUGCGCGCCGGCCGUGAAGCCUCUGGUCGUGCUUAACUUCCUCCACCGUCUGUCGUUCAGGCAGGUUCUCUGCUUUGUGAACACGCAGGAGGCGGCUCACCGACUCUACCUUCUGCUCCAGCACUACGGCGGCAUCCAGGUGCGCGAGUGCUUCGGCCAGGUGCCCGUGCACAAGCGCAAUCACGUCGUGAAACAGCUGUCGGCUGGCAAGGUGGACAUCAUCAUCUGUUCGGACCUCUUCGCGAGAGGAAUGGAUGUGGAGAACGUCAGGUACGUGAUUUCGUACGACAUGCCGCCGUACAUAAAGACGUACAUCCACCGGGUAGGUCGAACGGCUCGUGCGGGCAAACCCGGCACGGCUAUCACCCUGCUGCAGAAGAAGGAAGUGCGCUUUUUCAAGGGCAUGAUGAAGGAUGCUGGAAAGAGGGCAGUGAAAGAGUUGAAGGUUCCACCACGAGAGCUGAGAGGUUUGGAAGAUGACUACAAGGUGGCCUUGGCUAGACUAGCUCAGACCAUAGAAGCAGAGUCGCAGAGGAAGGCUGACAGAGUUAGGUCUGCGUCGCAUACUGAACUGAGCCGUAGCCACCCUGCUAAGGACACGGAAGAUGUUUAGCCUCACUAUGAUCACAAACAAACCACUCGUACAAAAGGAGUAUUCAUAGAUGAAGGUCUUAUAGUGAAGAAACACACAUUGGACGUAUUAAUUUUUUAUAUGAGAUACCGUAGCUUGCAACAUGUUGAAUAUGAGAUUAUUCAAUCCUUUAUUCAUCAGCUUCUAUGCUGAAUCUUUAUGAUACAUGUACAUUAUCAAACUGAUAUGUAACUAACAUACCUUCUCAGUUUUGUGCUGAUACAUGUAAUGUAAUGACUUUAAGGUUUUUAUUAAAGCAUAGUCGUACUAUCUUUUACAUAGGAGACUCAUUGAAUAGACUGGAUACCUGAUA